UCUUCAGGAAUACGGACCAUGCACUAUGAAGGUGACCUAAUGGACGAGGCUGGAGUCCUGGAGUUCCUGACGAGCCUCGAGGCCAUGGAGCUUCCGGACCAGAUCGAGGAAGUCAACGCCAAGAUCCUUGACAAGAUCGUCGAGGAACAAGAGUUCGUGGCUGUUCUCUUCUGUUACGACGGGGAUUCCUGCAUCUCAGGAGAACAUAAGAACGAGUGCCGCCGCUGCGUGAAGGUCCUGCAGGAGCUGGAGAACGUGGACGACGACGCGGACCAGCUGGGGAUCGCCUUCGUCAAGAUCAACGACGCGGAACUGGCCGACGAGUACUCUCUGGGCGCCCUUCCCGCGCUCGUCUACUACCGCCGCCGCAUCCCCGUCGUCUACGAUGGUGACUUGAUGAACGAAGAUAAGGUUCUCGAGUGGCUGGUGGAGAACAAGAACACAGGAGAUGACGAUGACUUCAUCAACGACGUGACAGCGGGUCUCCUCAACACACUCAUCGACUCCAUGGACCAUCUCGCCGUCAUUUUCUACGACCGCGACGAAUCCGACGACACAGUGAUCCUUCAGGAGCUGGAGAACAUCGACGAUGAACUGGACGCCCAAGGAAUCCACAUCGUCAAGAUCGCCGACGACGUGGCUGCCAAGGACUACGGCAUCGAGGACACGCCCGCCCUCGUCUACUUCGAGCAUGAGAUCCCCUCGCUGUACGACGGGGACCUGCACAACGAGGAGGAGGUGCUGGCGUGGCUGGUGGAGCAGCUGCACACGGACGAGAUCGAGGACGUGACGGACGAAAUGCUGGACAAGCUGAUCCGGGAGUCCGAUCACCUGGCUGUCCUUUUCUACGACGAGGACGAGCCCGAGUCCCAACAGGUCGUGAACGAGUUGGAAAACAUCGACGACGAGUGCGAUGCGAGCGGCGUGUCCUUCGUCAAGAUCGACAACGACGACGAGGCCCAAGAGUACGGCAUCGAGAAGCUCCCGACGCUCGUCUACUUCGAGAAGGGCAUCCCGUCGCUCUACACCGGUAACCUGCUGGCCGAGGACGAGGUGCUGGACUGGCUCGUGCACCAGGUGGAGGACGACGAGAUCGAGGACGUGACCGACGAGAUGCUCGACCGACUCAUCGACCGCACCGAGCAUCUGGCUGUCCUCUUCUACGACAAGGACUCCCGCCGCAGCCGCAAGGUCCUGUCCGAGCUGGAGAACAUCGACGACGAGUGCGACAACCGCGGGAUCUUCUUCGUCAAGAUCGACAACGACGAGGAGGCCAAGGAGUACGGCAUCGAGGCCAUUCCCACGCUGGUGUACUUCGAGAGCGAGAUCCCGUACAUUUUCGAAGGCGACCUGAUGAAGGAGGAGGAGGUCUUAGAAUGGCUGUUGCAUCACGUCGACAACGAGGAGAUCGCGGACGUUACGGACGAAAUGCUGGACAAACUGAUCACCAAUGAACCCUUCCUGGCUGUUCUCUUCUACGACAAAGACGACGCCGAGGACCACGAGAUCCUCGGAGAACUGGAGAACAUUGACGACGACUGCGAACAAGCGGGCGUUCCCUUCGUCAAGAUCGACAACGACGCCGAAGCCAAGGAGUAUGGAAUCGAAGAGUUGCCCACGCUCGUCUACUUCGAGAACCGAAUCCCGAGUAUAUACGAAGGUGAUCUCUCCAACGAGCAGGAGGUCCUGGCGUGGUUGCUGCAGCAGAAGAACACGGACACCAUCGAGGAAGUCACGGACGAAAUCCUGGACGACCUCAUUGGGAACUUCGAAUACGUUGUUGUCUACUUCAGUGAGUUCUGGGGCGAGGGCGAGAAGUGCGACAAGAUUCUGGACGAGCUGGAGAACAUCGACGACGACACGGACGACCACGGCAUGCACUUCGUCACCACAGAGGAGACGUCCCUCGCCCACCAGCACGGCAUCAAGACCCUCCCCCCUGGCCCUCUUCAGGAACGGGUGCCGGUGGUGUACAAGGGCGACCUGGCCGACGAGGAGGCCGUCCUCGCUUGGCUGACGAGCGAGAACACCCUCGAGAUCCCCAACCAGAUCGAGGAGGUCAACGAGAGGAUGUUGGACAGGAUCCUCAACACGUCGGAUAACGUCGCCGUCUUCUUCUACUCCGAGGGUGACAAGAAGAGCCGAGACAUCCUCGUCGAGCUAGAAAACAUCGACGACGAGUGCGAUGACAUUGGCAUAGACUUCGUCAAGGUUUCGGACGAAAACAUCGCUAAGGAGUAUGAAGUCGUGAUCCUCCCAGCUCUCGUCUACUUCAGAAACCGCUUCCCCCAGAUCUACGAGGGCGACCUCAAGGACGAGGAGGCUUUGUUAGAGUGGCUCAUCGACAACAAGGACAAAGGACCAGCAUCUAUCAUCGAGGAGGUGGACGGCCAGAUGAUCCAGAGCCUCGUGGAGGGCUUCGAGUAUCUCGUGGUGUACUUCUACGACGAUAACUGCCCCACCUGCGAGACCGUCCUGGCAGACCUCGAGACCAUCGACGACGAGACAGACGACGUCGGCAUCCAGUUCGUCAAGACCAACGACGUGGAGGUCGCCGAGGACCUGGGCAUCAGCCACCUGCCCGCCCUCGUCUACUUCGAGGGCGGCGUGCCCAGCAUCUACGACGGUGACGACAGAGGCAUCUUUUCUUGGCUAAUUGCAGAAAAAAAAACAGUUGAGAGUCCCGCCAUUAGCAUGAGUUUCCGCAGGCUUCUUGAAGUAAAGGAGGGUGAUGAUGAGGAUGAAGGUGAGGAUGAUGAUGUAGGUGAGGAUGAGGAUGAUGCUAAUAAUGAUGAGGAGGAUGAAGCCGAUGAUGAUGAAGAUGACAAUAAGGACGAGGCAGACGAGGAGGGUGAUGAUAAUGAGGAGGAGGAAGAGGAAGAAGGUGAUGAUGAGGAUGAUGACAAUGAUGGUGCUGAUGACGAAGACGACGGUGAGGAAGCUGGGGAUGAAGAUGAAGAGGAAGAUGAAGAAGAGGAGGACGCUGGUGAUGAGGAUGAAGAUGAAGAAGCUGAUGAGGAUGAAGAGGAAACUGGUGACGAUGAUGAGGAGGACGAAGAUGAAGAUGAAGCUGGAUGA
Molecule: messenger RNA, 3078 nt
Organism: Penaeus vannamei (Pacific white shrimp)
Lineage: Eukaryota; Metazoa; Arthropoda; Malacostraca; Decapoda; Penaeidae
Source: RefSeq, a predicted model, not a curated record